UUUACUGCUUGUGCCGCAAGACCGCAGUAGCUCUCUGUAGUGUAAAUGAUUUGUAUUACAGGAUUUGUUGUUGUUUUGCAGUGAUACAAAUUUACAACCUAAUCAACUAAUUGUUUGAUUAUUCCUGAAAUUAUUAUUUAAUUAUCACAUUAUUUGCUUUGUGAAGUGUGUUUUAAUUUGUUAAAGAAAAUGUCUCUUUCAAGAAUCAUCUUUCGAGGAACUGCCAUCAAUGCUAGAGGUCUUGCCACUGCCACGGAUUCUAUUCAGAAAUUGUUUUUGGAUAAGAUUUCUGAAUUUAAAAAGAAGGGUGAUUUCAUUGAGUCUGAUGCCCAAGCAAAUGCGCUAAUGAAAGCCGAAAUGGAAAGAAUCGCAAAUCAGUUUGGUGUAAAGAAAGAUGAGGAGGACAAGAUUACUUUCAAAAGCCAAGAAGGAUUCAAGCUUGAGGAACCAAUCAAGAUUCAAUAUGACAAUUAAAUAGUGAAUUACAUCUCUUAAAUAAAUAGGUUGUACAAAACCAAUAGAAAUUUAAUGAACUUUAAAAUAAAGCAAGAACGAAUCAUUGAUACCAUGUAAUUCGUUUUAACUUAAAAAAACCUCCUUAAGGCUCUUUUUUAAUCUUUCUGGUGGACUGUGCAACUCAGGUAAAAAAUAAAGAAGACAAGUGAGUAAAGAAAAGAAGAGAGUUGAAGGAAGAUACUUUAUUUUACAAGAAUUUGGCCAAAAAUCGUGAGACUUGUUAAAAAAGGAAAUGAGCGGUUAUGUCAUUGAGAAACAAAAGAAAGAGAUUCACGAGCUCAAACUGGAUAUGGAAGAAAUGAAACAUGAAAUUAGUUAAAAUACUGUGAUGACCACUGACAGCAAUCAAGUAAAAUUAAUACUCCUCCAUAUUUUAGCAAAUAUCGUACAGAGCAACUUGCUGAUGAUGAAAGUGAGACGAUAAAAAAAAGGACAAGAGACGGCAAAGUUAAAGACGGCUUCAAUGGUGGAUUAGGAAGAACGAAAUAAACUGAGAGGAAAAAAAAUUGAUGUUAGCAAUGAUGAUAAUGAUGAUGAUGAUGAUGAAUAUUAUUAUUAUUAGUAAGAAACAUGACUAUGUUAGUUUGGCAAAUUAGAGGUAAAAGUGAUUGUUAAAAACUGAUAAAGCUCGGCUCUUGAUGAGAUCGUGACUGGUUAUCCAGACGCUUAAAGAUGAUGGUGAGGGUAAUGUGUAAGGUACGAGAAAAUAUGAUGAUGAAGCUUCAACAGACGCCCCCGAAUCAUGGUUACCUUUUUUCUGUUUACAGAAUUCAGGGUGUGCCUCGACCUCCCCCUCUACCUCGGUAACCUUUUAAGCCUCCUCCUCCUCCUCCUCUUGACCAUCAUCUUACAUCUACUUCUUAUUCCCAAUAAAUAUCAACAUAAUCAUUUCCCACGGCAACAAAUGAAAAUGCACACAGAGUCGCUUUACAUUCUCGCCAUCUUCAUCAUGACUUUCACUCAUCUCACUCUCUCAUCAUUAUCAUCUUCGUCUUCUUUUUUUCCUCUUCUAUCACUUUACCUGCCAACUUUGAGACUUAAACUUGAACAUUUUGUUCUUUUUUCCAGGCGAAUUAUAUUCUCAUAGUUCACCUUAUCAAAAACCUUUACUUUUUUCAAUGUUACUGUUUAAUUUGCAAAGAAAUACAAAUUGUACGUUUAAUUUUAUCCUUUGAAUCUGUUGAUUUUUGUUUAAUGUUUCAUCAUUGUUACCUGAUAAUUAGUUCUUUACCUUUUGUGUUCAAUGAUAUUAAGAUUAAUUAUUAUAGUACCUGUUGAUUUGGUCUGAUUAACCGUUUCCAUGAAUCUUUUUGGAUGAUUACCUACAAAAGCCUCUGUUUAACCUCUUUUUUACUAGUUACAUUCACUUUCAUCAAAAUCUUGGCAAGUGAAACCAUCAAUGUACAUUUAUCAAAUGAUACAUCAAUAUCAUCUUCAGAACCAUCAUCGACUGACCAUUCUUCAUCAUUUACACCUUUUAAUAGUAAUGUUAAUCAAAUUGUUAGAGGAUAUCCAUGUGUUAAGAAAAGUAAUCAACUUUAUUGUGGUUCACCCGGUCAAAUUUAUCCAAGGAAAAACAUUGAAAAUUACAUAGAGGAAAAUAAAGCUUUGAUAAAACGAAUGUUUGGAGAAAAUUUAUCACAGUUAUUUGAUGGACAAAUUGAUGAUCAUUUAAAUUUGGAUAAUCAAGCUGAUAAAAAGAGUAAAGUUCGAGUUCCAAGAUCUAGUUAUGAAGAAUUCAAUGAUAACAGAAUUGAUUCGUGUGAAUCCAAUGUUGAAAUUGUAACUCCUUAUUGGGCAGCCAAUUCAGCAGGUAAAAUCCGAGCUGUGGUCAAUACUCAGCAUUUACAACAGGCGAUACAACAAGAAGUUUGCCGCACAUCACAAACCAGUAGAUGUAAUAAAGAUUGCACUUGUGAACAAAAAUAUAAAUGGCAUCGUUUACUCGCUUAUGAUCCAGAUGAUGAUUGCAAAGGAAUUUUCAUGGAUUGGUUUUUAUUUCCAUCUUGCUGUGUUUGUCGGUGUUUAAAGAUCUUUAAACAAUAACAAAUUUUGGACUAAAAUAAAUGGUCAUCUGUGAGAAAGAAAACAAAAAAUAAAAAUUAAUGGACACUGCGGACACAAAAAUGCUUAUUUAUAAAACAUCAACAUGACAACAAAUUGAAAAUUUUCACAUGUAAAAAAAUUACUGCCAUCUAUUGUAAAAACACUUUCAUAUUUUUAUAAUUGUAAUUACUCAAUUUUGUAUUCCAUAUUAUUUAAAUAUGUGAUUUGUAAUUAAAUAUCUCAAUC
Tetranychus urticae (two-spotted spider mite) is the source of this 2808-nucleotide messenger RNA. RefSeq names its product protein spaetzle 3. Gene Ontology annotation, molecular function: Toll binding; growth factor activity. Gene Ontology annotation, cellular component: extracellular region. Lineage: Eukaryota; Metazoa; Arthropoda; Arachnida; Trombidiformes; Tetranychidae. Gene Ontology annotation, biological process: central nervous system formation; innate immune response. The record is from RefSeq and is a predicted model, not a curated record.